Messenger RNA from Numida meleagris (helmeted guineafowl), 5033 nucleotides. RefSeq names its product nuclear receptor coactivator 1 (gene NCOA1). Lineage: Eukaryota; Metazoa; Chordata; Aves; Galliformes; Numididae. Gene Ontology annotation, molecular function: nuclear receptor binding; protein dimerization activity. Gene Ontology annotation, cellular component: nucleus. The transcript is spliced from 22 exons. Bases 462 to 4994 code for a protein of 1510 amino acids. The record is from RefSeq and is a predicted model, not a curated record. Gene Ontology annotation, biological process: cellular response to hormone stimulus; positive regulation of transcription by RNA polymerase II.
UGAGCCGAGCCGGAGCCCCGCAGCCGCGUCGCGCCGCCCAGGCAGGGGGCCCCGGGUGCCCGGGAGCCCCGCAGCGGGAACCGGGGCCCCAAGCAGUGCCCGCCGCCUCCUCCUCGUCCUCUCAUCGCUCAUCGCUCGCGGCGGUCUCCCCCCGGGCCGCCCCGCCGCCCGCCUCCGGCCGGGGGAGUCGCUGUCGCCCGUUUGAGCGCGGCGGCCCUGAGCCCGCGGAGCCGGAGGGGAGCGGAGCGGAGCGGCUGUCAGCCGGGCGGCGGCAGGAUUCGGAAAUUGGUGCUGGGCCCCUAUCGGAAGAGUUCACGUGAAGACUGCCCAUGGCCGGCCAAUGCUCGCGGUUGCUGAAGCUCUAGGACCCUGCUGGUUUGCUGUUUAAUCACCUGAAGAGUCCAGUUUUUCCCAUGAGCCAUCUUUCACCUCUGGGAGAUAGAGGUGCAAAGUAGGUCAACAUGAGUGGCCUUGGGGACAGCUCGACAGACCCCGCCAACCCCGACUCGCGGAAGAGGAAAGGCUCGCCCUGCGAUACGGCCCAGAGCAAUGAAAAGCGGCGGCGGGAGCAGGAGAACAAAUAUUUGGAGGAGCUGGCGGAGCUGCUGUCUGCAAACAUCGGCGACAUCGACACUCUGAGUGUCAAACCAGACAAAUGCAAGAUCCUGAAGAAGACGGUUGAUCAGAUCCAGCAGAUGAAGAGGUUGGAGCAAGAGAAAGCAGCUGAUGAUGAAGUCCAGAAGUCUGACAUCUCAUCCAGCAGCCAGGGAGUGAUCGAGAAGGAGUCGCUGGGACCUCUGCUGCUGGAGGCACUGGAUGGCUUCUUCUUCGUCGUGAAUCGCGAAGGGAGGAUCGUCUUCGUCUCUGAGAACGUCACCAGCUACCUGGGGUACAACCAGGAGGAGCUCAUGAACACCAGUGUCUACAGCAUCCUGCACGUGGGGGAUCACACCGAGUUCGUCAAGAACUUGUUGCCCAAGUCUCUAGUGAAUGGAGUUCCUUGGCCUCAGGAAGCGACCCGGCGCAACAGCCACACCUUCAGCUGCAGGAUGCUGAUCCGGCCACCUGACGAGCCCGGCACCGAGAACCAGGAGGCUCGCCAGCGCUACGAGGUGAUGCAGUGCUUCACCGUUUCCCAGCCCAAGUCGUUCAAGGAGGAAGGAGAAGAUUUCCAGUCCUGUCUGAUAUGCAUUGCGAGAAGGUUACCUCGACCAGCAGCCGUCACCCCUUCCGAAUCCUUCGUGACCAAGCAAGACACCACAGGUAAAAUCAUCUCCAUCGACACCAGCUCCCUGAGAGCUGCCGGCAGGACGGGUUGGGAAGAUUUAGUGCGGAAAUGCAUCUAUGCUUUCUUCCAGCCUCAGGGCAGAGAGCCAUCUUACGCCAGGCAGCUAUUUCAAGAAGUGAUGACACGCGGCACGGCCUUCAGCCCGUCGUACCGAUUCACCCUGAGCGACGGGACGGUGCUCAGCGCCCACACCAAGUGCAAGCUCUGCUACCCCUCCAGCCCAGAAGUGCAGCCCUUCAUCAUGGGCAUCCACAUCAUCGACAGGGAUCACGGCAUGCUGUCCCCCCAGGAGAACACUAACUCGGCCAUGGCCCUUCCGCGGGUCAGCCCCUCGCUGAACCCCAGCAUCUCCCCCGGGCAAGGCAUGGCCCUGCCGCCCUCCAUCCCUCCCUCCAACGGCAGCAUGCUGGCCACCCCUGGCAACCAGCAGCCCGGCACCGGCCUCCACAGCAGCAACUCCAGCACCAGCCAAACGAGCUACGGCUGUUCUCCUGGGAACCAGAUAGGAGCCAAUGUUGCCUUAAGCCAGGGACAAGCCGGUCCCCCGAACAGUAACCACACUUUAAACCUCAAUAGCUCCCCCAUGAACAGCCCAGGGAUCACCCCGCCGCAAUUCAUGUCUCCUAGGCACCGGGUCAGCCCGGGACUGGUCCCCCGGCCCCGGGGACCCAGCAAUCCCUUCUCCCCCACCAUGCCCACCAUGCACUCCCCCGUGGGCAUGGCGAACAGCGGCGGGGGCGGCAACGGUGGUGGUGGUAGUGGCGGCUCCAGGUCCUUUCCCACCGCCCCCAUAAACUCUUUGCAGGGGCUUAGCGAAGGUGCCAGCACGCCGGUGGGCUACUCCACGCCACCCCCUGUGCUGAGACAGCUGGGCUCCCAGAGCUCGCCUGGCCGCCUCGGCAUGCAGCCCAUGAAAGCGGAGUCCAAGGACAGCAAGGAGAUCGCCUCCAUCCUGAGCGAGAUGAUCCAGUCCGAUGGCGGCGCGGGUGAUGGCAAGCCGCUGGACUCGGGCGUGCUGCACGCCGGUGAGAGGCUCACGGAGGGGGAGAGCAAGUGCUCCCAAGCCACCAGCCACAAGCUGGUCCAGCUGCUGGCCAGCACGGCGGAGCAGCAGCUUCGGCACGCGGACGCGGACACGAGCUGCAAGGAUUCGUUGGCCUGCGCGGGCACCACGGGCACGCUGGGUGCCGGCAACCCGCCGAGCAGCACCUGUCCCUCCUCCCAUAGCUCGCUGACCGAGCGGCACAAGAUUUUGCAUAGACUCCUUCAGGAGGGCAGCCCUUCUGACAUCACCACCUUGGCCAUGGAGCACGACAAAAAAGAUAACGUCCCCAACCCCGCCACCACCCCGACAGCUCCGAGCCAGCUGCCGGGCACCCCGGACAUCAAGCUGGAGUCGGAUGCGAUGAAAAAGAAAGAUGUCAAGGAUCACCAGCUCCUGCGCUAUCUGCUUGAUAAGGACGAGAAGGAGCUCGCUGCCGCCCCAGCCCUCAGCCUGGACGAUGUGAAGGUGAAGGUGGAGAAGACGGAGCAGAUGGAGCCCUGCAACACCACCCCAGUGCCGCUGGCCAAGCCGCCGGCCGCAGAGGAAGUCAAGCUGGAGUCACAGGGCCAGUUUGCUGCCGAACUGGAGCAGCUGGACCAGCUCCUGCCAUCGCUGGAGAAAGCUGCCCAGCUGCCGGGCUUGUGCGGGCCGGAGAGGAACGAGAGCAGCGUGGCCGUCAAACCCGAAAUGCUGACAGCCCCCCUGCAACCCAGCACUGCCCCCAGGGCCCCCGCCGGCCUCAACCCUAUGAGCAGCGGGCAGGGCAUGCAGGCAGCUCGGGCCCCCUUUGAGUUCUGCGACCCGCUGGAGCCGGCUCAGCUCAGGCCAGUUGCUUUCCCUGCAACCAACGGCAGCAGCCCGCGGCCCCGCGCGCCGGCCGAGCAGGGCAGGGGCACUGUGCCGGGACCAAACCCCUUCCCACCUGACACAGGGAUGUCGGAGCUGGAGAUGGGGGUGCCAGAUCACCAGUUUGGGCAGCCGGGCAUGGGCGAGCAGAUCCCAUGGACAGAUAACAGCAUGGCACCCAUCAACCGAGGCACGCUGAGUAAACCCGAAGACCCCUGCAUCACCUCGCAGCUGGACGAGCUCCUGUGUCCUCCCACCACCCCGGAGGGCCGCAACGAUGAGAAGGCGCUGCUGGAGCAGCUCGUGUCCUUCCUGAGCGGCAAGGACGAGACGGAGCUGGCCGAGCUGGACCGAGCCCUCGGCAUCGACAAACUGGUGCAGGGCGGCGGGCUGGAAGCCCUGACGGAGCGUUUCCAGCCCCAGCAAGCCACCCCUCCGCUGAUGAUGGAGCAGAAGCCCGGCAUGUACCCCCAGCCUUACUCCUCCGCAUCUCCCACCACCAACCUCCCUGCCGCCUUCCCCGGCAUGGUCCGGCAGAAGCCGUCCUUCGGUCCCAUGCCGGUGCAGGUCCCGCCGCCGCGCGGUGCCUUCCCCACCACCAUGGCCAUGCAGCCCCGGCAGGCGCUCAGCCGGCCCCCCACGGCUCCCAACCAGCUGCGCCUUCAGCUGCAGCAGCGGCUGCAGGGCCAGCAGCAGCUGAUCCAUCAGAACCGGCAGGCGAUCCUCAACCAGUUUGCAGCCAGCUCCCCGGUGGGCAUCAACAUGAGGGCGGGCAUGCAGCAGCAGAUGACCCCGCAGCCUCCCCUCAACGCCCAGAUGCUGGCCCAGCGCCAACGCGAGCUCUACAGCCAACAGCACCGGCAGCGGCAGCUCAUGCAGCAGCGAGCCAUCCUCAUGCGACAGCAGAGCUUCGGCAACAACCUCCCACCCUCGGCCGGGCUCCCGGUGCAGAUGGGGGCCGCCCGCCUCCCCCAGGCCCCCCCGCAGCAGUUCCCUUAUCCCCCCAACUACGGUACGAGCCCCGGGAACCCUCCCACCUCCACCAGCCCCUUCUCGCAGCUGGCGUCCAGCCCUGAGGCCGCGUUGGCCAACCGUGGCGGCAUGGUGACCAGGGGGAUGAUGGGCGGCGUCGGAGGGCAGUUCGGCGCCGGGAUGACGCCGCAGAUGCAGCAGAACAUCUUUCAGUAUUCGGGAUCAGGCAUGGGUCAGCAGAACGAGCCCGCCUUCGCCCCCUCGCUCAGCCCCAGCAGUCCCCUGAUGUCACCGCAGCUCCCUCCGUCUCAAAGCCCCAUGCUGCAGCCGGCGCCGCCCGCACCGGGCUAUCAGUCACCCGACAUGAAGACCUGGCAGCAGGGAGCCAUGGGGAACAGCAACGUAUUCAGCCAAACGGGGCAGACCCAGCCAGCACCGGCCCAGCAGGGAAUGUACAACAACAUGAGCAUCACCGUCUCCAUGGCGGGAGGAAACACCAACGUCCAGAACAUGAAUCCCAUGGCGGGACAGAUGCAGAUGAACUCGCUGCAGAUGCCUGGGAUGAACUCCAUGUGCUCGGAGCAGGUAAACGACCCGGCGCUGAGACCCACGGGCCUUUACUGCAACCAGCUUUCCUCCACUGACCUUUUGAAAACAGAAGCAGAUGGGGCGCAGCAGGUACAGCAGGUUCAGGUGUUUGCCGACGUGCAGUGUACAGUGAAUCUGGUAGGAGACCCCUACCUGAACCCGCCGGCUCCCCUGGGCGCCCCGAAAGCCGCCGCGGUGCCGCCGACCCCGCAGGGCCAGCAGAAGAGCCUUCUUCAGCAGCUACUGACUGAGUGAAACCGCUUUUCGAGGAAUGUGAAAAACAAAAAAAAAAAA